Molecule: messenger RNA, 12897 nt
Organism: Callorhinchus milii (elephant shark)
Lineage: Eukaryota; Metazoa; Chordata; Chondrichthyes; Chimaeriformes; Callorhinchidae
Gene: phip
Product: pleckstrin homology domain interacting protein
Exons: 40
Coding region: 16-5553 (1845 amino acids)
Biological process (GO): regulation of transcription by RNA polymerase II; regulation of cell shape; cytoskeleton organization
Cellular component (GO): nucleus
Molecular function (GO): protein binding
Source: RefSeq, a predicted model, not a curated record
GCCGGGGCCGGGGCCAUGCCCGGGGACCCCCAGCCCGGCUCCCAGCUGGAAGCCGAACUGUACUUCCUCAUCGCCAGGUUCCUGGCGGCCGGACCGUGCCGGAGAGCCACCGAGGUCCUGAUAGGCGAAGUGGAGGGCAAACAGCUGCUGCCGAAAAGGAUAGACUGGCAGGGGAAAGAGCACCCCAGGACCUACGAAAAUUUGGUGAAAACACAUCGGCACAUAGCUCCAGAUCACCUGUUUCGAAUAUGCCAGCGACUUGGCCCUCUCUUGGAGAAGGAGACCUUGCAGAGUGUUCCUGGAGUUCAUUCCUUACUGGGUGCAGGAAGGCAAUCUUUACUGCGCACAACUAAAAGUUGUAAACAUGUUGUGUGGAAAGGGUCUGCACUUGCGGCAUUGCAUCGAGGAAGGCCACCAGAGCCACCAAUCAAUUAUGGCAGCCCACCCAGUAUAGUGGAUACUGUUCGUGCACGGCAACUUACUGGGAGCUUUCGACUUAGUCAACUUGUUCCUACUGCUGUAUAUCUGCACAUGAAGAUGCACAAGCGUAUUCUGGGGCACUUGUCAUCUGUUUACUGCGUUACUUUCGAUCGGACAGGGAGGAGGAUAUUUACUGGAUCGGAUGAUUGUCUGGUGAAGAUCUGGGCGACAGAUGACGGCAGGCUGUUAGCCACUUUACGAGGACAUUCGGCUGAAAUCUCAGAUAUGGCCGUUAACUAUGAAAACACCAUGAUUGCUGCAGGCAGCUGUGACAAAAUCAUCCGAGUUUGGUGUCUUCGGACAUGUGCUCCCUUGGCUGUUUUGCAGGGCCACACUGCGUCAAUCACAUCCUUGCAGUUCUCGCCAAUGUGCACUGGCUCUUUGAGGUUCCUGUCUUCCACAGGGGCAGAUGGCACGAUUUGUUUCUGGCAAUGGGAUGCUGGCAUGUUCAAAUUUAGCGAUCGACCAAUUAAAUUUACUGAACGGCCAAGACCCGGAGUCCAAAUGAUCUGUUCUUCUUUCAGUGCCGGUGGAAUGUUUUUGGCAACAGGAAGCACAGAUCAUAUUAUUAGAGUCUACUACUUUGGGUCAGGGCAACCUGAGAAGAUUUCAGAGCUGGAGUUUCAUACUGACAAAGUGGACAGUAUUCAGUUCUCCAACACUGGUGACAGGUUUGUCAGUGGAAGUCGUGAUGGGACUGCAAGGAUCUGGCAGUUUCGACGGCAAGAAUGGAAGAGCAUUUUACUGGACAUGGCAGCCAGGCCAGCUGGGUACAAUCCACAGGGAUCAGAAGAUAAAGUGAACAAAUUGAAAGUAACUAUGGUAGCAUGGGAUCGCCACGACAACACAGUUAUCACGGCAGUCAAUAACCUUACACUGAAGGUUUGGAGUUCCUACACUGGUCAGCUCAUACAUGUUCUCAUGGGCCAUGAAGAUGAAGUGUUUGUGCUUGAGCCACACCCAUUUGAUCCCAGGAUCCUCUUCUCUGCAGGGCACGAUGGCAAUGUAAUAGUUUGGGACUUGCUGAGAGGAGUGAAAAUCCGAUCCUAUUUCAACAUGAUUGAAGGUCAGGGACAUGGAGCAGUGUUUGACUGCAAGUGCUCCCCUGAUGGACAGCACUUUGUAUGUACUGACUCCCAUGGGCAUCUCCUAAUCUUUGGCUUUGGUUCCAGCAGUAAAUAUGACAAGAUUUCUGACCAGAUGUUCUUCCACACGGACUAUCGCCCUCUAAUCCGUGAUGCCAAUAACUAUGUCUUAGAUGAGCAGACACAACAGGCGCCGCAUCUUAUGCCACCUCCGUUUUUGGUGGAUGUGGACGGCAACCCUCACCCACCGAAAUACCAGCGUCUGGUACCUGGCCGAGAGGGCUGUAUACAUGACCAACUCAUUCCACAGAUGGGUGUGUCUGCCACAGGUUUAAACCAGGUACUUAGCCAGCAAGCAAACCACGAAGUCAGUCCGUUAGACAAUAUAAUUCAGCGACUUCAGCAGGAGCAAGAUCAGAGACUGCAUGCAGGUACCAACGACACCUUGAACAGAGGAAGAAUAGGCUCUCAGAGUUCUGCCUCCGAGAUGCACUCGCCACCAAAUGUUGGACUGAGGCGUAGUGGGCAAAUAGAAGGUGUUCGGCAGAUGCACAGUAAUGCACCAAGAAGUGAAAUUGCCACAGAAAGGGACCUUGUGGCAUGGAGUCGCAGGGUGGUAGUGCCAGAGCUAACCGCAGGUGUAACCAGUAAGCAGGAAGAAUGCAGAAAAGCCAAAGGGGAAGAAGAGGUGAACACUCAUAAAUUUGAGAAGAAAAAGAAAUCACCAAGUCAAGUCCAGCGUGAAAACAAGAAUCAUGCCCACGAAAGAUUGCAAGAAAAUGGAGAAGUGAGAAAACCAAACCGACAGAAUAUACACAACUACCGUACACGAUCUGCAAUGGAUGACACCAACAGAAGCUCCCAACAAGUAGAAUACAACAGUUCUUCAGAGGAGGUUGAAGUGCGCGUUGUCAAUGGGGCGACUUCAGAUGAGGAGGUGGAACCCUGGCACAGUGAAAGCAGCAGCUCCAGUGAGUACUCCAGUGACUACUCUGAUUGGACCGCUGAUGCUGGUAUCAACCUUCAACCACCAAAGAAAUCCUCACGGAAGCAAGUGAAGAAAGUUGCAAGCAGUUCAGAUGAUGAAGGGGAGAAAGAGAAAGGGAAAGAAAAAGAUAACAAGAAAGAACGCAAGAAACACAAAGAAGACAAAGAUGGUUUGACAGCCCCAAAGAAGAAAAGGAAACUAAAAGAGAAAAGAAUAAAGAGACCACCGGCUGGAGGGUUACAAGAUCAGGGCGAGACCCUGGAGGAAUGGCUGCCGCCAGUAUGGAUUACAGACGCAAUGCCCAGACGCUGCCCCUUUGUACCACAGAUGGGGGAUGAGGUCUACUAUUUCCGACAAGGUCAUGAAGCGUACGUUGAAAUGACAAAGAAGCUAAAGAUUUAUCCUAUAAAUGCUAAAAAGCAGCCGUGGCACAAAAUGGAUUUACGGGAGCAAGAACUGGUGAAAGUAGUUGGGAUCAAAUAUGAAGUGGGGCCUCCUACUCUGUGCUGUCUGAAACUGGCUUUCAUCGACCCAGACACAGGCAAACUGACAGGCGGUGCAUUUUCAAUGAAAUACCAUGAUAUGCCGGAUGUCAUUGAUUUUCUCGUGCUGAGACAACAGUUUGAUGAAGCAAAGACACGACAGUGGAGAAUUGGUGAUCGAUUCCGGUCAGUGAUUGAUGAUGCCUGGUGGUUUGGGACAAUUGAAAGCCAGGAGCCUUUACAGCAGGACUAUCCUGAUAGCAUGUUUCAGUGCUACAAUGUCAGAUGGGACAAUGGAGAUACUGAGAAAAUGAGUCCUUGGGACAUGGAGGUGAUACCCAAUAAUGCUGUUUUUCCAACCGAGCCUGGAUCAAGUGUUCCCCUGACUGCUGCUGAGCAUAAAGUGCAGCUGUACAAACCUCCAGAAGGAGAGUGGAGCUGCAGGAAGAGGGAGGAGGAAUGUGAACGAAUCCUCAGUGGAGUCAGUACACUUCUGACUCUUGACAUUGCUGCCCCCUUUGUGGCACCGGUGGACCUUCAAGCUUAUCCUUUGUAUUGUACAGUAGUGGCCUAUCCCACUGACCUCAGCACAAUUAAAGAGAGGCUAGAAAAUAGAUUUUACAGGCGCUUGUCAUCCCUGAUGUGGGAAGUUCGAUACAUUGAACACAAUGCAAGGACCUUCAAUGAACCUGGUAGCCCCAUUGUUAAAUCUGCCAAAUUUGUCAAUAAUGUUCUCCUUCAGUUCAUAAAAGACCACAGCUGUGCUGAUAUCAUUCCAUUCUACAAUAACCUGAAAAAGAAGAUGAUGUCGGAUGAGGAAGAUGAGGAUGAUGAGGCCGAUGACGCUGAUGUUCCAGGGACCUCCACCAGGAAUAAGAAGGAGCACCAGCCUAGGAGGACCCAACGUAAUCGGGAUCAGUCGUAUGAUAUUAAUAGCUGGAAGGCGUGCUGCAAGAAUUUGUUGAAUCUGAUCUUUCAGUGUGAAGAUUCUGAACCCUUUCGUCGGCCGGUUGAUUUGUUUGAGUAUCCGGACUAUAGAGAUAUUAUCGACACACCAAUGGAUUUUGGAACAGUGCAAGAGACACUGGAAGCUGGAAACUAUGAGACUCCAUUAGAGUUGUGUAAAGAUGUGCGCCUUAUCUUCAGUAACUCCAAAGCUUACACUCCCAGCAAAAAGUCAAAGAAACUCAAAAAUGCAUUCCGAAAAGGUUCAGUCUUACGAUUAAAUGUUGAUUCUCACCAGAUCUACAGCAUGAACCUGCGGUUGUCAGCACUGUUUGAAGAACACAUAAGCUCGAUCAUUUCUGAUUAUAAGUCGGCAGUUCGAUUUCAUUCGAAGAAGAAGGCUUCCACUCAAAGGCAGAAACGAAGGAGAAGCAGCUCUUUGUCAAGCAGUGCUGCAUCAAGCCCUGAAAGGAAGCGGAAGUUUGUAAAAUCCCAGGCCAAAGUAGAACUUGCCACCUCCUCGCCUUCUUCGCCACCUUUGCGGUCAACAAGCAUAAAAACAUCUGUAAUUCAGGCUAAUGGCCGGGCGAGUGAAUCUGCUUCUGUGAUCCGUACCAGAAGGACAAGAUUACGUCUGGGCAACACCUCCAAGACAGAAACCCAAGCUUCACUAGGGACGGCGGCAACACUUCCCAAGUCUUCUGUGCCAACACCAGCUGGAAGUGCACCAGAAAAUACCACAAAGCCAUCAAAGGCUCAGAACAAUCUCCAAAGCCCUAACCUGUCCGAGUUCAAACACAGCGCUGAGACAUCAUUGGAAGCAGAGGAGAAGACUGAGAAAAAGAGGUUAACUCGUAGGAAUAAAUCAACACCAUACAAACAACCUAAGGGUAACAUCCAGGCUGAAUCUUCAGUACCGAAGAGCCCACAAAUAAAUGGACAUAGUGCGUGCACCUCCAAUUUAGUGGCUAAGAGAGGUCCUGGUAGGAAACCUGGGGAAAUUAAAAGUCUUAAAGGACCUGGUAAAAAAAGAGGUAGGAAAAGUAAACAAGAACUACUUCGUUCUCAACAAGAGAAUGAAAUGAAAAGAUUGGCAGAAACAAAAAAAGACUUAUCGAAUGCGAAUGGUGAAGAAGCUACCUCAGAAAGCAGCUCUCAUUCAGAGAGCAACACACAAAGAGAAUCUGUGCCGCCGAAGCCAAGGAGAGGCAGGAAACCCAAAGGAAAGAAUCUACCAGCUAAAUCCAAAUUGAUAGUUGCUGCUAAAGGUAAGAUGCAGACGAGGAGCAACAGUAGGAAGCAUGAGGAUCCCACGGAACCAGUGGAGAGCAUGGACCCAGUUGAGCCUGUGGCAGAGGAGGAGGAAGAACGGACUGAAGAGGCCAUGAGCUCUAAAUCCAUCAUGAAAACGAGGAAUCAAGGUAGAAGGACAACGUGCUACAAUGAGGAGGAUUCUGAGGAGGAGCAAAGGCAACUGCUGUUCGAAGAUUCUACUUUAACUUUUGGAACAUCCAGUAGGGGUAGGCUGCGGAAACUGACUGAGAAAGCAAAGGCCAACCUGAUUGGUUGGUAAACGUCUGUAAUGUGUCUACUCAAUGAGGCUUCUUGUUUAGGCAAGAACAGGUAAGGGAUUGUUGCACUUGAGGUCACUGCAUUCUCACCUGCAGGCUCAGUUGACAUUGUGAUUUCAGUUUGGCGUACUGACCAGAAGACGGCAAAAUGAGCAAGGACUAAUCUAACAACCAUUUUAUUUCUAGAGUUUAAUGUUGUUUUGUAUUCAUCUAGCUCUCCCUCUCUGUCUGGUUGUGUACAUCUUAACAUUGCACAUUAUUUCCGUACUUGCCAACACUAGUUCAUGUUAGAAGGGUGGUUGUGAGAUGUAGUUUGGAUUUCCGAUGUGCAUUUGUAUUCUGCCCUUUUCCCUUCUACUUCCACCUCAUGUCCUCUGAUAAACUGCAGUUUCUAUCUCCUUUUAAUGGUGGAAGGAACACUUGCCGACAAAGAAGAUUGGGAUCAGUUAGCUUUUGCACUCAUCAAUAAUGGAUCUUUUCAGAAAUGCCAAAUUGAUUGCGACUAAACUCAGCAAAUUUUUUUGUAUAUACAUAAAAAUGUUUGUUAAACGUUUGAUCUUAAUUGUGUGUGUGUGUUAACAUGAGUUUUGGUGAUACACUUUUAUUUUGUAGCCGCUUUCAAUCAAUCUGCCAAGCAAUGAGCCAACUAAAGUAAUACAUUCAGAAUUUGAUACUUCGUAACUACCAGCUAAACAUUGUAUACAUUCGGUAACAGCUGAAUUGUUUAUUGUCCUAAACAUGGGCAUUGAUGGUUGGUUGAUUUCCAAAAUGUAAGGUUAGUUAACAUUUUUCUAUCCUUCAGUUAAUCUGUAGUUUACUUGUAGUUCAUAUUUGCAGCAAUAUUUAUUUUAUCAAAAGUCGGAAGGAUAUUGGUCUGUAUCAUUGGUAACUUUUUUCACAUUUGCAAAUGUGUUCCCGGGUCUUUAAUGGGCAUAUGGGUGCAGUCUGAAAAUGUAACGCACACUUCAACAUAACAUUGGUGAAAGCUGACUUUGUUUCCUCAUUUUGAGCCCCCAUAGUAUGCACAUGAGGCCUUCUAGCCUAUGAAAGAUUGUGUCCUUUACAUAUCUUGCUUUUCUAUUUAAUAUGAUUCCAUUCAUUGUCAUAUAGCAAAUCAUGAGCAAAAAAUGCAUUGGUCAAUGUACACAAGCAUCAGUUCAUUAAUUACUACAAAGGCUCAAUUUUGCUUUGGUUGUCAGAAAUGUAUCUAUCAGGUGUAUUUUAUUUCAAGAUACUUCAGCCUGAGAUAUUUUUUAAACCAACAAUCAAGUCCUUGCUCGUUUGUCAGCCAUCAUGUACUUAAAUCAUAGAGAACGCAAAAGUUGACUUCAAGUGCAUUUGGGCCUCUUCAGUUCAAGCUUUCAAGAUAAUUGUAGAAGAGGCUCAUUAUUGUUCCCAUUGUAGUAUGAAGCAACCAUGAGUAGCUUCUCCUGUCUAUUGAAUGUAGAGGUAAACAAAAACUAAAACAAGCCUGCAUUGCACUGGAACUGAGUGGUAGGACUCUUGCUUACCUUACACAAUCAGAGACAAAAUUACUAUUGGUAAAGUAGAAAGAAGAGACUGGUUUUAGUUAUGUUUUCACACACACCAGAAAAUUAUUGUAUAUUGUAAGUAGAAAAAAAUAUUUUAAGAUAUAGUGCAGGGAUGGGUUUGAGAUGUGCCAUGAUCUAUUCAAAUGGCUUUAUAGCACAUCACUUAUUAAUGUUGUCAACCUUUAUGAAGGGUUUAUGAGAACGUGCCCAAUUCCUUUAUCAGAUGGGGAAAGUUAUGACAAUUUUUUUGAGAUUGCCAAGCAUGUAAAUGGUGCUGACAUUUCCAGGCUUGUUUAGUUUGUAAAAAUUCCCCCAACCCUCACCAACCACCCUCACCCAACAGGAAACAGUACAGGAUUUUGUGGCAACUUACUUGCCAGUUGUUCACAAUUAAUAAAUAUGGUUUAAAAGCCCCAUUAUAUAUGGAUAUUAACUCAAGUACCCUUACCAGGCUUUCUAGGAAGAAACAUGGUUUAAAGUUCAUUCCAUGCAGUAAUCUCUUCCAAAGCUUGCACCUUAUUUUCUGAUUUUAAAGAAAGGUUGGCUUUUUUGUAAUAUUCAAUGUGUUUUAAGUGGUCAAAUGGCCUUUUAUUGGAUGUUUGCAAAUAGAACCUUACAGCACAGUGUCGUUUUUGUGCACUUUCUGCCUUUGUCCACUAUGCUACAUUAAAUCAGUAUCUUCCCUCAUAAGGAAUAACAUUUGGUGAUUGUGCCUUGAAUAAAAUGCUUCUUUCUUGUUCAUUGUUAGGGCUGGGGCGAAAGUUAUUACACUCCAGAGGUUUUCUACUUAUCGACCCACUGCUUUUCUGUGUAUAACUGAGGCAAAGUCCAUGUUUUCAACAUGAGAAAAUCACAGAUAAAAAUUCUGUGUGAAAGUGAUGAAAAUGUCAAGCACCACAUGCAAAAGAUGUACACAAUGUUAUUGACCAUUUCACUUCUAAACUGCCAAAUAAUAAUAGCGUGCUCUGAAACAAAUUGUUUUUCCCGGUUCUGAUUUCCCUGUGGCAAUUUAGGGGUGAUGUUUGAUUUGGUUGUGUAGUGUUGAUAGAACGGUUCUUCUCUCUCCCUCCCCACCCCCACCCCUUUCUCCCGGGGAAAAAGAUCAUUUUCCCAGAGAGGUGUGUGCUUGUUUUCUUUUACAUUUCUAUUUUAAAGUAAUCUAGACAGUUUUUAUUUCUGGGUUUGCCAGUUUGAUUUGGCCAUAUUUUUAAAAUAAUGAAUCUUCCAGAAUUUAUUUUAAAAGUGAUUGUUGUCUUUUUUUAUUAAUAUCCAAUGUAGGGAGGGAAAGCAAAUAACGUUUGCUUAGUAACACUGAAGGUGGUUAGAGGAGGAUUGUACUCAUUAAGGUACCAACCAAUGUGCUAUAUAUCCUGUCAUAUUUGAGACUUGCUGUGGUUUCCACCCACGGGUCUUUUUUUAAUUUAGAAAAGUUAUAUUCCACUUUUUAAAAAAAACUGGUGAACCAAGAAAUAAUAUCUUUUCUGUACAAGUUGAAUGUGAACUUAUUUUGUUUUUUUACUGCUCCUCAACAGUAACACUCCCCACAAACUGAGUUCAAGUGGCUCUAUCCCUUUUGUAACUGCAUCUGACCUUCUGUAAAUAAAAUGACUGUGCGAGUGAGUUGCAAGGCUAAAAGCUAAUGAAGGGGUUCAGACAACGUAUAAGUUGUGAGAAUAAAGUCUGAGCAUCUUAUGAAUGUCACCUGAACCCACGGUUAGGCCAAGCCUUCAGUUCACUCACUGAUGUGUUAUUCUAUAUAACAUAUAUACUGUGCUUGGAAUUUUAAUGGAAAUUGUAGGCUGUUUUGUGAAAGUUUAGGGUUUCUUGAUACUUUCAAAAGCAUUUCAGAUUCUUGGUAUAGGAUGGCAAUGGCAUUCACCCUAUAGGGUGCUUACUCCCUCAAGAUCUCAUUAGUGCAGCUUUUACCAGAAAGCAAUUGGCAGUAGAUAACCAGAAAACUCCAUACACAGUAUAUAUUAUAUACUGCUAUUUACCAUUCAUAUCCGCAGAACAGCAUUUUGCCAUUUCCCUUAGGAUCCUUACUCUGAUCCUAUUUUUCAAAUAAAACUUAAUUUAAAAAAUCAUCAGAGAUCUUCCUUUGUCUUUAUUAAGUUUGGGCAUUUAUGAUUUGUUUGUGUAAAAACAUUUAGCAAAAAUAUACAAACUUCCAUUACCAGCUCCAAAAUUUGAAAAAUCCAAUGUUUUUCUUUCCUUUCCCUCCUAUUUGUUGGCGUAUAUACUAUGGAUUCAUAUCUGAAAGAAAAGCAAAGAAAUUUGUGUAAAUAAUGCCUAUUCUUUUGAAUAUUGUAAUAUUAUAUGGUUAACCAGAUGCACUGGUAUAUAAACGGUUAUCCUAUUUUUACAAUUAUCCUUUGAGUGAAGCUUUCAAAAGUUACAUCCUUACAUUUAGAAGGCAAGGAAAUUUGCCUGAGGAUCUGACUUACACACUGGAUUUUACACUAUAGCUGUUUCAAGGGAGCUCUUGCAGACCUUUUGCUAAAAUUGUAGAAUGAGGUCGAACUCAAGGAUGACCAGAUUUCACUUCUGCCUGUGACAAAAGUGGAAUGGAUUUAAUUUUUUUAAAUAAAACUUCCAAAGCAUGCUUUGUAGUAUAGGCCUGUGUCGUGUACAUCCCUUAUCUGUUCAUUUUUGUAUAAAUGUACGCUUGGUCAAAUACAAUCUAACUCUAGUGUUUUUAUAUUUGGUCUGAAUUUUGUAUGUCAAAGCAUUUAUGUUGAAAUCAGAUACCUAAAACUAACAUGCAAACACCUUAUUUUGAUACUAAGGUCACAAAUAAAGAAGUUCCUUAUUAGUGUUCUGUUCACAUUGUUAUAUCCAGUGUUGGCUGUUUUUCAUGCACCAAAUUACUAUUUCAUCCCUUUACCAUCAUUUUUAGCCAUCUUGUCACAAGAUGAUUUCAUACUUUUUUAUAAAAAGAAAAGAAAAUAUGUCCUAAGAUGAGAGCAGAUGGUGGAAAAGGAACUGAAGUUCUCAGUGUUACGAGAUGAUUUAUUUUGUUUUACAUCGGGUUUAAGUACAUUAAAGAUAAUAGCUGCAUUUGGUAUACCAUGGCACCUUCUCACAUAGAAAUGGCUCAAAGUACUUCACAGUAAUUACGCUUAAGUGUAGUUUCUGUGUAGUUUCUACAGAUGAAGGAAUUUAAAAAGAUGGAUGACAAUUUGAAUUCAGAUCGAGAAACACAAAAGAGUUUGUUUCCCAUUGAGUUCAUUCUCAUUGCUACAGAAUCACACUUUACUGGGCAUCUAAUAAGCAACUCACUUUAACCAAUGAUGCAUUUGCUUUUCUUAGGUCCAUGAUAACACUGAUAAUGGGGAGCAAAUAUCACAAGUUUCAUACGACGUUAAACCCUUGAAAUCUUGCUUCCUUUCUAAGCUAGGUGGAAUUCGAUAACCAUCCAAUUUAUUCAUCAACAAAAGCUUAAUUUGACUUCUACUGCAUAAUCUUGUUCGUGCAAACCACGUUGAAGCGACAGCAACAACCCCUUAUUUCAUACCUAUGGUAUAUUUUGGGGAGGGAAGAGGCUAGGCAGUGAUCCAUUGUAACCAGGUUAGCAGCAGCCAGUACAAAUGUGUGCAUUAUAUGUAAGUAUUGCAGGCAACCAAUUUCCUUUGAAACAUACAUUUUCAGGAAAGAAGACAUUUGACUGCAUUUGGAUUCUGAAAAAAAUGUAGGUUAUUUUCAAUCCUAGAGGGAGUUUAUUUUUAAUCCUGUGUUAUUUACAUGCAUUUCUUUGGGUAAUUCCAGGUAUAAUUAUGUCAAGUGUUAAAAUGUAAUAGAAAUAUAUUUUUGGAAUGAUUUCUUUCAGGUCCGUACCAAUACUAUGCUCUGGUUUGUGAGUACAGCCUUGGGGAUUCACUUGGUGAUGUUCCCUGACUUUCUGUCGGGAAAACCCUAUCCUCCACUUGGUACCUCUCUGGGGCAGCUUUGCUGAGAAGUUAAUCAAAGGAAUCUUGCAAACUAAAUCAUGCCUUGUUUCUCUUGUCAUAGGUUAACAAUUUUCAUGCUAACCUCAUUACCAAAUGUAUGUUAAUCCUAUACUUCAAAGGGUUUAAACGGGAAUGGAGCAUGCCAAAAAUAUUGUAAGAUAACCAAUGCCAAUUCUUCCAUUUUUUGGAGCUACAUAUUACCUUCAUUGUUAUAAACCCCAAAUACCCAGAUAGUCCACACCAUUAUAGAUCUUAUAUGUCUACACAUUUUGUUUUCUAAACAUGUAGACUGAAUUGAGAUGGAUUGUCUUGAGUAAUUUGGAUUUAUAGGCAUUCACCUACAAAAUGCAGUCACUACACUUUACAAUACAAACCUAUCAGCAACUGAUACAUGGCUAGUUUUUCAAAGGCAGAAAUAGAAAUGUAAAUGUGUCGAAAGUGUCUUUUUACAGAUAAUUGCAAAAUCAUAUAAUAUUCUUUCACACAUUCUCCAAAAAAUGUCCAAUGUUUUGCUGCUUUGAAAUUAGAUUUGUGGUGGGGUAUAAAUUCAGGAGGCAUUGGAUCCAGUUUUUCAUGGGUAUGAAUUCAAGUAUACCAUUGUUUAAUUGGGCACAAAUUAAUGAGCAGAGAGGGCUCAGUUACAAUAGGGGUAUUCUUUUGUGGUUGGAAUUCAGUCACAUUUUGGGGGAUUAAGUCUUUCUUUCCAUCUGAUCUGCGUUGUACUGUCUUGCUAGACCUCGCUUGGUGCUGACACUGGGUGACAAAAUUGGAAAAGUGUUCCACUGAUGUCCUUCAUCUUGAGUACAUUUGCCCAAAAUAUUAUGAAAGAAAAGGACUUUUGGAAGAUCCAUUAAACGACAAACAUUUUCUGAUAGACAUCAAUUAUCAAUCAUUUGAAAUAUUUUGUUUUCCAAAUCCUUGAAGAAAGUUUGUGUAAAUAUGUACUUCUGUUAAUGCAACAGUAUUUCUGUUUGGUCCCUUGCAAGCCAUAAGUGGUUAUUGGUAGUUUGAAUACAAAUGGGGCUCAGUAGUAAGUGUUUUGAUGAUCUGAAGCAAUAGAAAACCUAGGAGUUUGCGUAAGGGUUUAGAAGGGUGGGGAGGAAGGUCUAUACUGUAAAGUUGAUAUGCUAUCACAGGAGGUAUUCAAAUACCUUCUGUACUUACUUCCAAUAAAGUGUUUGCUUUUUAUAAAAAGACAAAAAAUACACUUUUACCUUUUGCAUUGUGUGAGAUUUUAAAAAUACAAAAGGGAACAAUUUAAUUGGGGCCUUUUAAAUAACCCGGUUGUGAAUUAAUCAUUCACAAGUUGAGAAUUAUUUCUUACUUGUGAUAUAAAUUAGCUAUUUUGCACUCUGCUUUCUAGUAAACUAUUUGCCUGAGGUUUUCCCCCAGCCAAAUAAUUAUUCUGCAAAACUGAUUGUAAUGCACAAUGUCUUUGUGGAAUAUGCAGUUGGAAGAUGAAUAAGUAGGAAUACAAUGAUGUGAACAGGUCCCAAAGUAACGGUCAAAAUGUUGGGAAUAUUUUGAGGGCUGAUGCAUGCAUUGAGUAUACAGGAGAAUGCAAUGCUGAAGUGAACUGAUGUAUUUUUAAUUUUUAUACUCUUGAGUGAGGUACCGGUGUUGUGCUCCAGUGCGCCUCUUUCUUCUAGUUGAAUAUUUUACGACCAUUGUAACAAAGUGAAAUGUGUUCUUGGUAUAAUGUUAGGUCCUUUAAUUUGAUGGCAUAUGGAAAACCUUUCUGUUUGUUUUAAUUCAUAAUGUUGUUUUAUUUAAAAUAAUUAUUGAAUGUGUGAUUAGUACUGCCACAUACUGUAGUGCAAAAAUUCAUAUUUUUGAAUAAAUGAAAAGAGAACACAAUUUUUUAAAA